AUGAAAAUUAGAAAAAGUGUAGAGAAUCACACAUCAACGACUCCUAAGGCAUGUCGUAUAUGCGGUGCUGAAGCACGUGGUUUCAAUUUUAAUGUCAUUACUUGUAUGUCUUGUAAAUCUUUUUUUCGCAGAAAUGCACAUAAAAAAUCACCUCUACCACUUAGUCUUCUUCAAAAUGAUCAUUCAAAAUUAACAACUAAUGAAUGGACGCUUCUUUCGAAUUUUCUUCAUCUAUUUGAGGAACAAAAUCCUGCCAUACGAAUUCAACAUUCUCUUAAUGAAUUAUAUUCAUUACCACCAAAAUUACGUUCUAAAUCAUCGGAAUUACUGAAGCCUCUUCGUGAGCUCUAUACAUGUGUUGGACCACUUAUUGAACGUUCACCUGAUUUUUAUACUUUACAUGUUCAUGCUCGACAAAUUCUUAUCAAGCAAAAUUUGUAUAUCACUGGUGUGAUUAAUGGACUUUUCUUUUGUCGUGAAUUAAAUAUAUUUCAUAAUAUGAUUGCUUUGAAUGCUAGCGAUCAACUUUUUGGAUCUCAAUUUAUGAUAGAAUGUCAUCGAAAAAUUGCACAAUAUGAUCCAAAUGGAAAUCUUAUUAAAAUCUUAGUAUUCAUAUUAGCAUAUUCAAGUAAUUGCUCGGUCGUUAAAUAUGAUAAUCAAGAAGAUAUUUCAAUUAUGCCAAGCUCAAUAGAUCUUGUUCAUAUCCAGAAUUUAUAUGUGACGAUGUUGUGGAAAUAUUUAGUUUAUCUAUAUGGAUUUAAAGAAGCAGUACUUCGAUUUACUCAACUUGUAAAGAAUGUUGUAGAUUUAAUUGACAUGUUCAAUCGAAUGCCUCCAAACGAAACUCGUGAUCAUAUGAUUGAUAUAGUUGUAUCAGAGACAGAACGUAGAUUACUGAUAGAAGACUAA
Rotaria sp. Silwood2 is the source of this 909-nucleotide messenger RNA. NCBI's taxonomy places the organism in Eukaryota, Metazoa, Rotifera, Eurotatoria, Philodinida, Philodinidae. The record is from the annotation of a GenBank genome assembly.